Molecule: messenger RNA, 1040 nt
Organism: Cokeromyces recurvatus
Lineage: Eukaryota; Fungi; Mucoromycota; Mucoromycetes; Mucorales; Mucoraceae
Product: inorganic pyrophosphatase
Exons: 7
Coding region: 39-899 (286 amino acids)
Biological process (GO): phosphate-containing compound metabolic process
Cellular component (GO): nucleus; cytoplasm
Molecular function (GO): inorganic diphosphate phosphatase activity; magnesium ion binding
Source: RefSeq, a predicted model, not a curated record
UUUUUUUUUUUCGUUUUUCUUUUUUUCACUCUAACAAAAUGGCUGAUAUCACUACUCGUCAGGUUGGUGCUCUUAACUCUCUCGACUUCAAGCUCUAUUUCGAAAAGAACGGUGUUCCUGUUUCUCCUUUCCAUGAUAUUCCCCUUUUCGCCAACGCUGAAAAGAAUAUCUUCAACAUGAUUGUUGAAAUUCCUCGUUGGACUAAUGCUAAGCUCGAAAUUAGUAAGGAAGUUCCUAUGAACCCUAUCAUUCAAGACACCAAGAAGGGUAAGCUUAGAUUUGUUCGUAACUGUUUCCCUCACAAGGGUUACAUUUGGAACUAUGGUGCUUUCCCUCAAACCUGGGAAGAUCCUAAUCAUACUCAUGCUGAAACCAAGGCUCGUGGUGAUAACGAUCCUAUUGAUGUUAUCGAAAUUGGUGAACAAGUUGCCACUGUUGGUCAAAUUAAGCAAGUUAAGGUUCUUGGUAUCAUGGCCCUUUUGGAUGAAGGUGAAACUGAUUGGAAGGUUAUCGCCAUUGAUAUCAACGAUCCUUUGGCUUCUAAAUUGAAUGAUAUUGAGGAUGUUGAAAAGCAUCUUCCCGGUCUUAUUCGUGCUACUAACGAGUGGUUCCGUAUCUACAAGAUUCCUGAUGGUAAGCCCGAAAAUGUCUUUGCUUUCAGUGGUGAAGCCAAGAACAAGAAAUAUGCUACUGACAUUGUCCUUGAAACUCAUGAAGCUUGGAAGGCUCUUAUUUCUGGUAACUCUGAUAAGAAGGAUAUUGAAGCUGUAAACACCACUGUUGAAGAUUCACCUUAUAAGAUUGAUUCUGUUGAUGUUCCUGCUGCUUCUCCUCAACCUGCUGCUCCUAUUGACGCCUCUAUUGACAAGUGGUUCUUCAUUUCCGGCCAUAAUUUGUAAAUUUUAUACGAAUUCAUAUAAUGCAUUUUUUUUUAAAAAAAAAAAAAGAAAUUACCCCCUUUUUUUUUCUCUCUUUUAUAAAGUUCUUGAAUAAAACAAAAAAAAAAUACAUAUUGAUAUAUUAAUAAACAUAUACAGUAC